AUGCCUGAUGCAGUGUGGAGCCCAGAAUCAUGUAAAAUAUGUACUUGUCAUGACCCUGUGGUAUUUUGUGAACCAAUCAGAUGUUCUGAUCCUCAAUGUGAUUAUCGAAAAGGAGAACAUUUAGAGAUAAAAGCCAAUGAGUGUUGUCCUUCAUGUGUCGGCCAUCUUAAACCCUGUAGUUUUCAAGGUCAAUCCAUACCUCAUAACGUCUUGUGGAAUCCAUCCUCUUGUACAAGUUGUUACUGUGAUAAUGGCAGUAUUUAUUGUCAGAACGUAACUUGCAACAGACAGCAGUGUCAACCAGGGGAGAUAAGUCAAGAUUUACCAGGAAAAUGUUGUCCCAAAUGUAUACCAGUCGGACGGUCCUGUUCAGAUUAUGGGGAAAGACAUAAUUCUGGUUUCCAAUGGCAGCCAUUACCAUGUACUAAAUGUUUUUGUAAUGCUGGAGAAACAAAAUGUCUACCUCAACAAUGCCCUCCAAUUAUUUGUUCAGAGGGUGAAGAAUCAACCAGAUUACCUCAAGAAUGCUGUCCCUCCUGUAAAUUCAGGUCUUGUUACCAUAACAACAAAUAUUAUCAGCAUGGUCAAACAUGGUCACCUGAUGUGUGUGAAAAUUGUGUUUGUUACCAUGGAAAUGUGAAAUGUAGUCAAGAUCAAUGUGAACCUGUUCAAUGUAAACGGGGAGAGAUCCAGAUACAACGUAAAGAGGAAUGUUGUGAAGAAUGUGUUCCUGAAUCGGACAUUGUCUUUGUGUGUCUGUUUAUGUUAUUACGUGGUCAAUCUUACCUUCUAUGCACUUUGCUUAAUCUAUUAUACAUAAUUACAAAUCUAGAUCAAUGUUCAUGGAAUGGAACAGAUUAUUACCAGGGAGAUUUUUGGAAGAUUGGUCAAUGUGAAUAUUGUGCCUGUCGCCAUGGUUCGGAGUGCUCUCUUGUUGGUUGUCAACGCAUCACCUGUGAUAAGGAUGAAGUAGAAGAAAAGUUGGAGGGAGAAUGUUGUCCUAGAUGUGUCAAACCUAAAACUUGUUCUUUUGAUGGUGGAACAUAUCAGAUUGGUGAUUCUUGGCAGCCAGAUUCCUGCUCUAUUUGUCAAUGUAAUGAGAGUCAGGAUAUUGUGUGCUACCAACAGUCUUGUCCUGUGUGUCCAGAAGGAAGUUUUGCUGAUGUGCCCCCAGGACAAUGUUGUGGAGAGUGUAGAAAAGCUCAGUGUAGUCCUGAAUGUGAGACUUGUCUACCCACCAAUUCUCAUUAUUGUUUACAAUGUCGUGCUGUUAAUAAACUGGUGCAAAAUGGAAGGUGUGUUGAUCAAUGUAGUGAGAGAUACUAUCAAGGGCAAAGUAGACUAUGCCUAGAUUGUGAUGAAAGUUGUAGAACGUGUAAUGAAGGUACCAGAUACCAUUGUGAAUCAUGCCAUGCUGGUCGCUAUUGGCAACAUGGUGAAUGUGUCCCUUCAUGUGGCUUUGGUUUUUAUCUCCUCAACAGAAAAUGUUUAGCAUGUGAUGAUGGGUGUAGUUCAUGUAUUGGUCCUGAGGAAGACCAGUGUUUAUCUUGUACUGUGGCAGAUCAGGUCUUAUUGGAUGGAAAGUGUGUUGAUUUUUGUGGUCCAAAAUAUUUUUUACAACAAAAAGAAUGUCGUGAUUGCCCAGCAAGCUGUAAAUCUUGUUUACCAGACAGUGCAAUGUGUGCUUCAUGUUAUGACUCUACUCUGUACCAUGAUGGACAGUGCCUGGUUGAAUGCCCAGUGGGAUUCUUCCCAUCUCAAGAUGGAAGAUGUUAUGCUUGUCAUCCAUCUUGUGAAAAUUGUUUUGGAUCAAACCUAUCAGAGUGCCUGAGUUGUCACAGUGAUUCAAGACUAAAUAAUGGAAUAUGUGAAUCCAGAUGUCAAAAGGAACAAUUUUAUCAUAAGUCAUCAAAACGUUGUAGAGCUUGUAGCCCAGAUUGUUCAGAAUGUGUUGAAGAUCUUGAAGGAUUGGAAUCAGUCUGUAUUCGUUGCAAAGAUCCAUCAUCCAUUCCGUCUGGCAGUUCUUGUCAUAAGAAUUGUCUUCCAGGAUUUUAUGCAGAUUCUGAUAUUUGUCACAAUUGUGAUGCGAUGUGCGAGGUUUGUGAAGGUCCUGGAAAAUGUAUCUCCUGUUUUACACCAUAUUUGGUUUAUCAAGGGCACUGUGUCAAGUCCUGUGGAGUAGGAAUGUAUCCAAAAAAUGACAAAGAAUGCCAAGCUUGUUCUGCUGGUUGUUUGAAAUGUUCAACCAGUGAAAACUGUUUGAUGUGCGAUAAUCCCAGUGUUUUACAUCAAGGUGUAUGUGUUUCACAAUGUCCCUCUAGUUACAUCAAAACUUCCAAAACAAGAAAAUGCAUGGCCAAUGAAUAUCCACCAGAUUUUCAAUCUCUAAGUCACCUGAGAGUUACUGAAAAUGGAGUUUCAUCAUUAACAAGUGAUUUGUUUUAUCUACAUGAUCCUGAUACACCAAUUUCUGAUUUGAAAAUAUAUAUAAUACAACCUUUAACCAGUGGUGACCUUGUCAAGGUUGUUGAAGGUCGUGAUCAAAUCAUGAAAACAAAUGACCAUUUCAUUUUUGAUGAUUUACGUCAUGGGAAAAUAAGGUUCAUGCAACAAGUAUCUAGUAAUAAUCUAAAUGAUGAAAUCAUUCUUCAUGCAUCAGAUGGUCAACUGUAUAGUGAAAGAGUGAGAGUACCAAUAUAUGUUACAUCUAGUCAACCAAUCAGUGUAACUGUAAAUAAACCUCUACUAGCAGCUAGUACUGGACUCACUGUACUCAAUUCAAAAACCAUAAAUAUAGAUACCAACUCUGACCCUAGAACUGUCAAAAUAGACAUCAUUCAAGGUCCUUUACAUGGACAACUCGUCAACCAACAGUCAAACCGUCCCAUCAGUAGUUUUACAUUAGAAGACUUAUAUAUUGGAGGUGUGGCCUAUGAUAAUUCUGCCAAUAGGAGUAUAGGACAGGAUAUGAUGCUGUUACAAGUUAUGAUGGGAACACAACCAUUGAAUAUUAUUAGUGAAAUUAAGUUGAGAGAAAAGGAUAGUAAAAAACCAGUUAUCAUCAAUAAUAAAGGUGUCCUGGUUGUACGAGGAGAAACAGUUGAGAUAACUUCUGACAUGUUAAAAACACGAGCUAUGGAUAUAGAGACAUCAGGGUCUAAUGACAUUAUCUAUACACUUACUCCCUCUACCAAUAAUCCUCUAAACGGUGAGGUAUUAAUGGUAGUGCCUAUUCCUGUCAGUGGAGCAGGCAGAGGUUGGAGAAAUUUAGGAGAUGGAACAAUGGCUGCCAAGAUGUAUAGAUUCCUUCAACGAGAUGUAAAUGAAGGUAGAAUCUGGUACAAACAUAAUGGUAAACAGACAAAAUCAGACAUCUUCACCUUUGAGGUUGCUGACAUGUCUAAUCCACCAAAUAAAGUAAAAGACUUAACAUUCAAGAUUACUGUACUGGAUGAUAGAUAUGAAGAAUUUGCUGAGCCAACAAUUGCUCCAGGAGUAAGAUUGGGAAUGACGGUGUUGGAAAAUCAGCUGGUUCCAAUCACAUCUGCUCAUUUGACAUAUGAAGACAGCGGCACCAUAGCAAAAGAUAUUGUGUAUUCUAUUACAACCUUAUUAGGAGAUGAUGAAGGAGCUGUUGAACAUAUUGAGGUGCCAUUCAAACCAGUUUUACGUUUCACCCAGGAUGAUAUUAACAAUAAUCGUAUUGUAUAUCGACCUCCUGUUACUGAAAUAGGUACUGAGGAACGUGAAGUUAUGUUCAACUUUAUAGUUACGGAUGAAGCAAAAAAUCGUCGUCUACCAGAACAAAGAUUUUCUAUCAGAAUACUUCCAGUCAAUAAUAACCCACCAAGAUUUCUGGUUCCAAAUCCAGAACUGACUGUAUCUCAAGGAGGAACGACUCCUGUGUUACAAGUAUUUGAUGUUUCGGAUGCUGACACAAAUGAAGAUGAUUUGGAAUUUAUUUUGACUGUUACACCAUCUGAAGGUCACCUUGAGAAAGUUGUUGAUGACCAAAAAGUUCUGUUACGUAGAGGAGAAAGAUUCCACCUGAAAGAGGUUAAAUCUGGUAUAUUCCAAUAUGUACACCAUGGAGAGGAUGCCUUGUUGAAGGAUGUCUUCCAUGUUGCUGUUAGUGAUGGCCUUCACCAGGUCACUACUAAGGUCAAGAUCAAUAUAUUAAGAGUAGAUAAGUCAGCACCCUUCAUGUUACCUACAGCAACCUGUCAUGUCAAUGUUACUGAAGGUCAUUCUGUUACUAUAAAUAGACAACUUCUUGCCUUUGGUGAUUCUGAUGAUCUUGAUGCAGAUCUUACCAUCAUUCUCAGUAGUGAACCAUUCUAUGGAAAACUUAUGGUAGGCGGAGUUGAGAAACGAGUCCUACAAUCUGGAAGUUAUUUCUUCCAAGAAGACAUCAACAGAGGUCAUUUAAGCUACAAGGCGGAUUCUGAGAUUGGUAACAAGGCAAUAACUGAGUUGAUCUAUUUUAAUGUCACUGAUUUAAGUCGUAAUUUAUUACCUAGUCAGAUAUUAUCUGUUUUAAUUCUGCCAUUGAAUGAUCAGACACCAAUGGUUACAGUUGGUCCUAAUAUAGAGGUAGAUGAAGGUGAAAGUGUUAUUAUUGGUAAUAAUGUAAUUAGUGUAACUGAUGUUGAUACACCUGUAUCAAAGUUACAGGUAGUUAUUGAUACACAUCCUAGAUUUGGACAGAUAAUCAACACAGAUUCUGAAGGUGACAGGACAUCUGUGACAUCAUUUCCUGUUCAAGAUUUAUUAGAUAGGAAAAUGAUUUAUAACCAAUCAGAUCAUUUAAACAAAGAACCAGUUUGGGAUGGAAUUCUCUUUCAUGUAACUGAUGGAGAAAACACAUCUCCACCAAAGAGGCUGAACUUCACAAUAUUGCUCAUUAACGAUGAACCUCCCGAAAUUAUCACUGAACAACUGUUUGUACAAGAAGGUCGUUUUGUUACCCUGACCAAUGCCUCUAUGUUUGUCUUGGAUAUUGAUACUGUACCAGAGGAUCUAGUGUUUACACUGGAUAUACCACCUUCUCAUGGUUCUUUAAGAAAACAAGAAUACAUCAGAGAUACACCAUUUACAGCUACAUUAUUGACAUCAGGAUCAGUGUUUACUUAUCAGGAUAUAUUAAAUGAGUUGAUUGUAUACCACCAUAAUGAUGAAGAAGUGACUACUGAUAUGAUACAACUGUCUCUUACUGAUGGUGAAUUUAAUGAUACCAAGUCAGUCAAUAUUAUAGUAGGCUUAAUCAAUGAUGAAACACCUAGGAUGACCAUCAAUAGAGGCUUGAGAAUAACUCCAGGAUCCAGGACAGUGAUAACAUCCAGUAUUUUAAAAGCAACAGAUUUAGAUAGUGAAGACUCUAGUAUUAUUUAUACUCUAUCUAGAGAUUCUACUAUUGGUAGAUUAAUAUUUAAAGAUGGAGACCUGUCAUAUAAAAUAUCAACAAAAAGUCAACAUCAGAAAUUUACACAGAAUGAUAUCGAUAGGGGGCAUAUCAUGUUUAUACAUAGAGAAGGUUCACGACCUGGUCUCAGAAGAGAUGUAAUUAAAUUUAAACUAUCUGAUCCUGAUGGUAAUGAUUUGAUAGAUCAAGAUUUCUUUAUUUCAAUAUUAGAAGAUCGUUAUCCACCAACAAUAGUAGUUAACAAACAGUUUACAGUAGAAGAAGGCAGAAGGCAGAAGAUAACAACUGAUUUCCUGUCAUCUAAUGAUGUAGAUUCUGAAACUGGUAGUUUGAUCUAUGAGAUCAUUGAUGGACCAAAUUUAGGUCAUCUAGAAUUAACAUCUGAUCCAGGAAUACCUAUUAUAAGAUUUAGUCAGUCUGAUUUAGCAGCAGGCAGUGUUAAAUAUGUCCACACUAGCCUUGAAGAGAAUUUUAUGGAUAGAUUUAUUUUUUCUGUAACUGAUGGUACCAAUGAGAUUGUUAAGACAUUCCAGAUUAUGUUGAACCCUGUAGAUGAUUCUAUACCAAUAAUAGUAAAUAAUGGGCUGAUAGUACAGGAAGGAGUGAGAAAACUUAUUACUGAGUUUGAUCUCAAGGCGACUGAUAGAGAUACAAAGGAGGAUUAUUUGAUAUUUACCAUAAUUCAACCACCUGUUCUUGGCACCAUUAAUAUAAAACAGGGGGAUGAUUUUGAAGUAGUGUCAAAAUUUACAAUGGCAGACAUUUAUGAGAACAGAAUCAGUUAUCAACAUGAUGGGUCUGAGAAUUUCCAGGAUACAUUUAAAUUUACUGUCAGUGAUGGCACUAAUGCUGAAUUCGCUGUACAGAAUGGAGACUCUAAUGGAGUGGUGCCAAUUUCUACACCACAGCAUUUCAAGAUCAAAAUACUACCAACAGAUGAUGGUAGUCCAGUUGUACACAAAAAUCUCGGACUCCAAUUUCUUGAAAAAUCAAGGAAUAUGAUAACUAACCUUAUAACAGAUGAACAAUUAUUAGUAACUGAUGAAGAUACACCUGAUGAUCAGAUAGUUUAUAUUAUUAAAACUCCACCUAAAUAUGGUCGUAUAGAACAAACUUCAUAUCUUGGUAGUUCAAUCUCUUCAUUUACUCAAGACGAUCUGAAUUCUGGGAAGAUUCGAUAUGUUUUAACUGGAAAUCCACCAACCAACCAGGAUAGCUUUUUCUUUAAUGUUCAGGACAGUAAACCUAAUGUUGUCCCUGGAAAUACCUUCUAUAUUUUAUGGUCUGUUUUAAGUUUUGAAAAACCAUUGAUUAAUGUAACAGAGUCAGCUGGCAUAAUACAAAUACCUGUCCAUCGCCAUGGUAACCUUAAACAGUAUUCAAUUGUGACUUGUAAAACCAAGGCAGGAUCAGCAACUUCCAAACAACUAUCAACAAGACCUGGUGUUCAAGACUUUAUUUCUCAUAAAGGACAGGUUCAAUUUGAUGAAUGGCAGGAUACUAAACUAUGUACUAUAAUAAUUAAUGAUGAUUCUUUGUAUGAAGGACCAGAAACAUUUUACAUAGAACUAGAAUCACCAGUGUAUGCAGUCUUAGGAAACAUCAGUAAAUCUUCUGUUACUAUUUAUGAUGAGGAAGAUGCUCCUGUCAUAGAGUUUACAAGUGAUAUUUAUCAAGUAGAAGAAACAGAUUCUUAUGCUACAAUAACAUUAACACGUUCAGGAGAUCUGAGCAGUAUGGUGUCAGUAAUCUGCUUUACUAUGUCAUUAACAGCAACAGGGAGCAGCCCAACCGGUCUAGAAACAGGCUCUGACUUUAUUACAAGAUCUAAAUCAAACGGUAACAGAGUUAUCUUUCCUCCAGGCAUUACUAUGGCAACUUGUGAUGUCAAGAUAAUAGAUGAUAGUAUAGCAGAGACAACAGAACAAUUUGAAGUUAGUUUAGUCGAUGUUUCAUUACCAGGAAAGCUUGGGGUUCUAGAUACAGCUACUGUGAUCAUAGCUGGACCUAAUGAUGAAUCAAUGGUAUAUUUUACCAGUGAUAGUAUCAAGGUUUUAGAGAAUUCAGGUACUGUAGAAGUAGAGGUUUUUCGGGAAGGUUCUGAUCUAACCCAUAGUACAAUGGUGUGGUGUGCAACACGACUGUCAUCACCACCAUCAGCCAAUCCUGGUCAAGAUUACAUUCCCAGUUCAAGUCAAAUAACGUUUGGUCCUGGACAAACUGCUCAGAAAUGUGAAAUCAGUAUAUUAGAUGAUGAGUUUGAACCAAGGUUGGAAGGAAAUGAAACAUUUCAAGUUUUUCUCAACUCUGCAGUUGGGAGUACCUUAUCUGAACCAUACAUUAUGACAAUGGUUAUUUCUGAUGAAACACUUGACAUUCCAAGAAUUGGUUUUAUUCAAGAGAAGUAUUCCAUUGAUGAAUUUAACAAAACUUUAAAUGCAACAGUCAUGAGAACAGGAGACUUGACGAUCAAGACUUCGGUGAUUUGUUAUACCAGGCAGAAAUCAGGACAUGUUAUGAUGGAUUAUGAAGAACGUAUUCGAGACAACAGUUCAAGAAUUGUCUUCCUUCCUGGAGAAAAGUUUAAAAACUGUACUGUAAACAUAGUAAAUGAUGAUGAAUUUGAAGAAAAUGAAACAUUUCUGCUACGUUUGACCUUGCCUGAAGCUGAAGGAGGUCAGAGAGUAGAGAUAGAUGAUAUUGAUAGAAUUAUUGUUACUAUUACCAACAAUGAUGAUGUUCCAACAAUAGAAUUCUCAGAGAUAGCAUACAGUGUUAAUGAACCUAGCAUUAUGGAUCAGAUAACCACAGUAACAGUAAAGAUUAGAAGGUCAGGUGAUGUCAGAAAAAUAUCAAGUGUAAGAUGUAGUACUCGAGAUGGUUCAGCACAAUCAGGAUUAGAUUAUAAUCCUAGAAGUUCUUUACUUAAUUUUCUACCAGGUAUGGUGGAGCUUGAUUUUCCAGUAGAUAUACUGUACAACAGUGACAUUGAAUGGCAUGAAUCAUUUACAGUUCAACUUGGACCUGAAACACCAGUUGGUGCUGUACUUGGCUCUGUUAUAACAACCACUAUCACAAUACUGGAUGAUGAGGUCUCUGGUAGUCUUAUAUUACCAGCCCCACCAAUGGUUGUGUCUUUGUUAAAUUAUGAAGAUGUUGAACAGGGCAGUAAAAUAAAUCCUUCACCAGGUUAUCCUGUUGUCUGUAUCUCACCAUGUGAUGAACGCCAUCCAGAUUAUCAUAAAACUCAUAAAUUAUGCCAAGAAUCAACCAUUAACCAAUCAACUAUCAGAUACAGCUGGGAAGUUGCUAUGCCUACAGAUGAGAAAGGCUCUAGACCACCAUUUGUAACUAUAUCAGACAACACUUUGUUUACCAGUACAAACACAAUGGUACUUGACAGCAUAUAUUUCCGUCCAAGAUUUAACAUUCGCUGUGUUGCUCAACCUGUUCAUGAUAAUGGAAAUCCAGGAAUUCCCCUCAAAUCAAAACCAGUGGUGAUAGGUCAGAACAAUGGAUUAUGUAAAUCUCCAGUGUUUGGGCCACAUCCUUAUGGUUACCAAGCUCAAUCAUUUUUAGCAAAAUUGAACUAUUUACAACCAGAUGAUCUGGAGCAUCCAAACACCAUCCACAUUUCAGUCACAAUUCCACAUUCUGAUGGCAUGCUUCCAAUCAUUUCAACAUUCCCUAUUCACAAUCUAAGAUUCUUAUUGGCUGAUUCCAUAUAUAGACAACAACAUGUUUGUUCAAACAUCAUCACAGAUACAGAGAUGCUACCAUUGCUUUCUGGUAGUUUCCUUAGUAAUGGCAGUAAUGAUUAUCCAGUUUCUGUUGGGUCAGGAUAUGAUUUCCCAUACCAAUUUGAUGAAACUUUACGGGAACCAAAAACUUUGAGAUUGUAUAAGCACCUGAAUUUAAAAUCCUGCACCUGGCAAUUUGAUGCUUGGUAUCAUAUGACAGAUUUAGUGGACAUCUGUGGUGGCAGAAUUGUGUCUGAUUUUCAAGUUAAAGACUCAGGAGAAACACAUCUGACAGCACGUGUGCCACUGUAUGUAUCAUAUCUUUACACAAUAGCACCAAUUGGAUGGGGCUCUAUGGAACAUAGAACAGAAAUGGAUUUUUCAUUCUAUUAUGACUCCAUCUUGUGGAAGUCAGGUUUGGAAACAGAAGGGGAAAAUGGAGGAAGACUUCAGGUGCUACAAAUACAAAUUGGUGAUGAUGGAAAACUGGUUGUAAGAUUCAAAACAAAACCUAAAUUUAGAGGUCUAUAUGUAAUGAGACAUCAAACUUCAGAAGGAUUUGAAAGUCAUGUAUCACCACCAACAAAUCUGGGUGUAUCAUUUAAACUAGACCUCACCUGGUCUCAAGCUACCUAUGAUAGUCCUAUACAGAUGUGGACAGCUACUAGUAAUUUUAAUCUAAAGGAUUAUACUGGUAUAUAUGAGAUUAAUCUGUUACCAUGUACUGUCAAAUCACAUGAAAAAUAUCGCCUACAUUCUACUGAUGACAUUAUACCAUGUACAGCUCAACAACCUCAAAGAUUUGAAGUGCCAAUAGCUUUUCAACAAACUAAUCGACCAGUUCCAUUGGUGUAUUCACUUAAUACUGACUUCCAAUUGGCCAAUAAUCGUAAGAUGUUUUUAUUGGAUCCCAAGUCAGCCAUCAUGGAACCUGAAGACUGGGAAUUUAAUGGUGCAUUUUCUCAAGGAGAGAAGAUCUAUGGACGUGUUUUAUGGAAUCCAGAUCAAGAUUUAAAAUCAGCCUACCAGCUAUCUAUACAGAAAGUCUAUUUAUGUACAGGUCGUGAUGGAUAUAUACCAACAUAUGAUCCUACUGGUGAACAGUUUCAUAACGGACCUCAGUUUGGUUGUUUACAGCCCAAUAAUCAACUUAGAUACAGGUUUCUUAUUCUAGAUAGUGGAAACCCAGAAGUAGAAGUUAAAGAUUUUAAUGAAAUUCCAUUCCAAGCAGAAUUGGCUUCUGAGAAUCCAGAAUAUGCCCAGCUUACUGCUAUGCCUGGAGUAGAUGGAUUUGUUUUGAAUGUUGACCCUCUUUACAAGGUAACAAGUGGUCAUCAAUGGUAUUUACAAGUAUUGUAUACUAUUGGUCCAAAUGAUCAACAUAAUCUUCGAUUCAAACGUAGUGCUUUUGGAGGAAACAAUCCAGAUAGUAGAUUAAAUCAGGGUUUACAAAUGCUUAGGCACAGACGUGAUAUACGUCAACAACCAGAUUCAAAAUCAAAUAUUCAAAAUGGAACUAAUAUGAUAAUCCUACAGCUUGCAGCACCUCCUGAUAAAGAUUCUCCUACACCAAUAAUAAGUAUUCUUACACCAAUUCUAAUUCUUAUAUUCUUAGUGAUUAUAUGUGUGAUUAUUUUCAUUUUUGUGCGGAAAAGACGUAAAAAUAAAAAGGAUAAUACUCCAAUUGAGAUUAAACAAAAUAAUUUAGUUCUAGCCGAACAGAAACGUUUAUUAGAAAAUAAUGUGAAUUUUUCAAAAGAAACUAAAUCAGACAUUAAGCGUUGUUCGUCAGCAAGUAGAAUUUUAAAACACAGUGAUUCUAGUAAAAAUUUAAAACAUUCAGAAUCUAGUAAAAGCCUGCGUAGUUUAAAAUCUUUUGAACCGAAGACUACAGUUGUAGAAUUAGGAGAAAAGACUAAUAUUGUUAAACUGAAAGAUGUAAAUGUUACAAAUGGACGAAAUGUGGACACCCAUCCCAUUAAUACAGGCACUGGGACAGAGGUUUGA
Messenger RNA from Lottia gigantea (owl limpet), 11169 nucleotides. RefSeq lists its product as hypothetical. The transcript has 63 exons. Gene Ontology annotation, molecular function: protein binding. Bases 1 to 11169 code for a protein of 3722 amino acids. Gene Ontology annotation, biological process: cell communication. The record is from RefSeq and is a predicted model, not a curated record. Gene Ontology annotation, cellular component: membrane. NCBI's taxonomy places the organism in Eukaryota, Metazoa, Mollusca, Gastropoda, Lottiidae.